GUUAUGGGCGUGGGUUACUUCUUCUUCUUCUUCUUCUUCGGGACAAUAUAGUUUGUUAUUGGAUUAUGUUCAAUUUUUAAUAUUUUUAUCGAUUGUCAAAAACUAACAAAAAAAUGCGGCUGUUAGAUAUUGAAGUAUUUUUAAUUAUUAAUAUAAUAAGUGCAACAUUCAUCCUUGCUUAUAAUUGUCUUCUAAAUAAUAAAGAUUAUAAAUGUAGACUAGGAACUAAAACACCAUAUAGAUUUAUAUCAAACAAUAAUGAUUCUCCUCUUGAAUACUCAGGUUGUGUUCCAAGAAAGAUAUGGUUAAUUUUAAGACAUGGUACAAGAUAUCCUGGUAAGAAGUAUAUAACGCCCAUGAUUGAAACACUGCCGAAGUUACAAAAAAUUAUCCUAGAUAACUAUAAAAAAAGCAAAACAGAAUGUACAGAAGAAGAUAUAGAUUUAUUCAAAGAGUGGAAAAUCACUUUUACUGAAGACGAUGUUAUGAAAUUAGCAGAAGAAGGAGAAGAUGAAAUGAUUGAUAUUGGAGAGAGAUAUCAAUCUAGAUUUCCUACUCUUAUGCCAGAAAUCUAUGAUAAUCAAACUUACAAAUUUAAACAUACUGCCACUCAACGCACAGAGGAAAGUGCUAAGAACUUUGCCACUGGCUUAUUUGGAAGACACAGCAGUUAUCGAGUUCAGUAUCCAAAGGCAGAACACAAAGAUCCUGUGUUAAGAUUUUAUAAACGUUGUGAACGUUGGCGUUCCGAAGUGGACAAAAAUCCGGAUUCGCAAAUAGAAAAAGACAAGUUCUUGAGAAGCAAUGUCUAUAAGAAGAUGUUGCAAGACGUUUCCAAGCGUAUUGGUUAUCAGAUUGAUCACGAAAAUGCACAUUUGAUGUACGUGGCGUGUGGAUUUGAAACCGCAUGGCAUAAAAAUUAUGAAUCGCCAUGGUGUAGAAUAUUUUCAUUAGACGAUUUCAAAGUACUGGAGUUUGCAAGUGAUUUAGAAUAUUAUUGGAACGAUGGAUAUGGCUACAAAUUAACUUACGAACAAGCGUGUCCAGCUUUGAGAGAUGUCUUUGAUUUUUUCGCGACAGACGAAGGACCAGUGGUAUCGGCAUAUUUUACUCAUUCGGGGACUAUUUUAAAAUUGUUAGCUCUCUUAGGAAUCGCUAAGGAGGACCAACAUUUAACACAUGAUUUAUUUUCGUUGUAUGGGGAGAACAGAGCCUGGAGAACUGGGAUUAUCGAUACUUUCGCAUCUAAUAUUGCCUUCGUUUUAUACAAUUGUUCUGGAAUUUCCAGUGUUCUUUUUAUGCAUCAGGAAAGACCAUUACAUCUUCCAGGUUGUCCCAUGAACAUGCCAUGUGCGUUGUCUACAAUGAAAGCACUUUAUCCUGAUCAAGAAGAAGAGUGUCAGUUUGAAACAAUGUGUUCGUUAGAGGAAUCAUCAUAAAACUGAUGCAGAACCAUAAUAUAUAUUAUGAAUUGUAUUAUAUAUAUAUUUUUAUUAAAUAUUUAUUAUACAUAUAUCAUACUCAUGCGAGAGUAUGAGAACCAAG
Frieseomelitta varia is the source of this 1545-nucleotide messenger RNA. RefSeq names its product multiple inositol polyphosphate phosphatase 1 (gene Mipp2). Lineage: Eukaryota; Metazoa; Arthropoda; Insecta; Hymenoptera; Apidae. The record is from RefSeq and is a predicted model, not a curated record. Bases 114 to 1439 code for a protein of 441 amino acids. Gene Ontology annotation, molecular function: acid phosphatase activity; inositol phosphate phosphatase activity. The transcript has 9 exons.